AAUAAAACCAGACCCGAAUCCGGAAAAAGGAGGUUAUCUAUUGUUUAAUUGCGUCAGCGAAAUUAGGGCACCCCCAAUAAACCCUUGUCGACCCUUUUCCACCGGAGAGCUCAAAGUUCGCCGUAACUCGGAGAAAUUGAGAAAGAAAAAAACAUUUACGGAGUGGGACGUCGUAACGAUGGCUGACAGGGAGAAAAGUGGAGGAGAUAGCAGCAGCAGCGAAGAUGAGGAUCCCAAGUGGAAAGCCGCCAUCAAUUCGAUAGUCACCACCACCGCUUACGCCGCCUCCGCCUCGAAGCUCGCAGCUACUGCUCAGCAACACGAAGAUGGAGACUUUCGCGUCAAACCUAAAAAGCUAACACAUGCCCAAAUCAAGGUGAAGAAGCUUUUGAAUGAGAUGGUUGAGAAUACUCUAGACUUUGUGAAAGAUCCUGUUACUGUUGUUCCCCAAGAUGAAGAACCAGAGAAUGACUGUGGAGUUCGGCUUUUUAAGCGGUGUUCAACAGGCAUUGUCUUUGAUCACGUAGAUGAGCUUCAAGGACCUAAGAAGAAGCCUAAUUUACACCCUUCUAGAGGAAUUGAAGGAAGCUCUAAAGAGUUUAAGAAACGAAUAAAAUCAAUUGCUGUUGACGGAUCCGAUGUCUUGUCUGCUGCUGUGGAAGCAGCUAAGAAAGCUUCAGCUAGACUAGAGGCGAAAGAAGCGGCUGCGAAAGCUAAAGCUAAGAAAGAAGAAGAGAGAGUCGCUGAACUGAAGAAGGUAAGAGGAGAAAAAUGGCUACCUUCCGUUGCACGGGCUUUGCAGCUAAACAAAAAUUCGACGGCGAGAUCUGCAAAAUCGUAAACAUCCAUUCAAUCAACUUUUAUAUCAAGUUUGGAGAGAGUGAGAUCAUUUGGUCUUUUUGAUGUAGUGAGAGUGAAGUUCUUCAGAGAUGUUGUCUUCGUCUUUAAUCCAAACGAAUUAUAUAUUCUAUUCAUCAUAUAUAUGUCCUCAACUUUUGCAUGA
Molecule: messenger RNA, 1003 nt
Organism: Brassica napus (rape)
Lineage: Eukaryota; Viridiplantae; Streptophyta; Magnoliopsida; Brassicales; Brassicaceae
Exons: 5
Coding region: 179-841 (220 amino acids)
Source: RefSeq, a predicted model, not a curated record